Molecule: messenger RNA, 1310 nt
Organism: Anguilla rostrata (American eel)
Lineage: Eukaryota; Metazoa; Chordata; Actinopteri; Anguilliformes; Anguillidae
Gene: rbm48
Product: RNA binding motif protein 48
Exons: 5
Coding region: 40-1173 (377 amino acids)
Cellular component (GO): nucleoplasm
Molecular function (GO): RNA binding
Source: RefSeq, a predicted model, not a curated record
UUAGCUCUGUCUUGUUUGCUGUUGUCUUGACAAACGAAGAUGGCAGCCCCCAGUGGUGGUUCAAGCUGGAGCCCCGUCGAAGUUCACAAACACCACGAACAACGAACAGUUUGUCACACAAGGCCCAAAUAUAGAGAAGGGAGGAGACCCAAAGCUGUCAAAGUAUACACCAUCAACUUGGAAUCUCGUUUCUUGUUAGUCCAAGGAGUUCCAGCAAUUGGCGUGAUGACAGAACUGGUCCAGCUCUUUGCUCUGUAUGGGGCGAUUGAAGAGUACCGAGUACUGGACGAAUACCCUGCAGAGGAGUUCACUGAAGUUUACUUAAUUAAAUUCCAGAGGCUUCAAAGUGCUAAAGUGGCAAAACGUAAUCUGGAUGAAAGGAGUUUCUUUGGUGGCUUGCUUCACGUAUGCUAUGCUCCUGAAAACGAAACGGUGGAGGACACCAGACAGAAAUUACAAGAGAGGAGAAGAUUUGUUGCCAGGAUAAUGCGAAAUAAAGCUAGAGAAUCUGACCAAACAGAAGACGAUAAAAGCAAAAUACCCAGAACCCAAAAUGACUCAGAAAUGACUUUGUGUGAAAAAAAGAAAUGGAAAGAUACUUCUCAGGAGGAAGAGGAAAGUUUGAAUGCCAGCUACCUUUCAAGUUAUCCUUUCUUGCCCCCUCCCCCACAAGAGGAUGUUUAUAGACCUUCAUCCUUUUCUGAGCAGGCGUCAUCGUCAUCAUCAUCAUCAUUUGUGUUAAAGGGAUAUCAACGUAACAUGCAGCCUGCUGAGGACAACAUGGGGUCCACAUACCAUUUCGUUGAUACUGGUAAUAAUGAGCCUCUUCCAUCUAAAGUUUUACAAUCCCCUCAUGGAAAUCCAGCAUCGAGUAACCAGCAGAGAAAAAUCAGUCACCCUACAACCAGGUUUAUACCAAGGACAACACACUUAGAAAACAGGAAACGUAAAAUAGAGGAAGCUUGUCAAGAUGCACUGUUGGGAAUUGUAGAAAAAAGUGAAACUCUGAUUGGACCAAAACUACCACAGCCACCUAAGAUGGACAUGGAGGAUGCUUCCUUGAAUAUUACAGCUAAUUUAAUAAGAAGCACCAUGGCAAAGGUUUCGUCAGUUCCAGAGUACAAGCCUGCAGAGAAGAAAGCCACCACUCCCAAGCCACGAAGGAGGAUAUAAAUAGCAUUCCAUGUCUUCACAGGAACUACACCCAAUAAUACUGGUGAUAAGGGUAUUAGGUGUCUGAGGACGUACACCCAAAAUUUAAGUCAGAGUUAUUUAUUUGGUGAGAACUUGGAAUAAAACAUGCCUGAAUU